AUGUCCAAGUCUCGAGUAAAUACUGUCAAGUCUAAUGAUGCAAAUGCUCUGUUUAAAAGCAAAAGUUUGUCUCAGAUUCCAUCAUCUCCAUUAAAGCCUCGAGAGUUAACUCGCAUAAAUCCCUCCAGUCCAGCAACUUCGGUUAUUCCCGCUGGAACCGAAGAUGCUCGGCGUUCAUUUGACGAAUGGAUGAAGAUUGCUGCUGAAAAUAAUAUUAGCACUGCAAACACAUGGAAUUUGGCACUGAUUGAUUACUUUCAUGAUAUGAGUGUUCUUCGUGACGGCAGCUCUAUUAAUUUUCAAAAGGCAUCCUGUACCUUGGAUGGAUGUGUCAAGAUCUACACAUCCCGUAUUGACUCGGUUGAUUCAGAAACAAAACGAUUGCUGGAUAGCCUUGCAGAUAGAGAAAAUCGGCCUGAAAAUGGCGAAACAGCCAUUGUAUCAAGUGUAAAAACAAAGAGUAAAUCAUCCGCAAAAACUUUACAGGAAGAUGUCACCGAGCUGAAUUGGAAACACAUGGAUGCAGAGUUUUCGGUCGAUCCACUUUUCAAGAAAACCGCAGCUGAGUUUGAUGAAGGUGGUGCUCAAGGCUUGUUGCUGAAUCACUUGAUGAUAUCCGCUGAUGGAAAGGUUCUGUUUGAUGCCAGCGAUGUUAUGAUGGAUUCCAGCACUGCUGAUGAUAUGGCACCCUUGAGUUGCGGCUCAGAUAUUUUGUCGGCUCAUUUUGAGCAGUUAUUCGCUAAAAUUAAAGGCAAUCUUUCCAGUCUAGACAACUUCGAUAUAUGUCCUACUUUUUCGUCAUUUCGAUUUGACAAUAGCGAGUUUUAUCCCAAGACUCCAGCCAAGUAUGAUACAAUGAUGCAACAGCAAGACGAUCCUGAUGAUUAUGGCGAUGUUGAUAAUUAUGAUCCCUAUGAUCAAGGUCCAAUGGUUGAGGACGAUGAUGGUUAUGAAAACUACAAUCAAGAUUCAGCUAGUCAAUCUAUUCAUCCACUCAAUCUAGAAGAUAUAAGCAGCAUGUCCAUUGCUGGUGAAACGGAUGAACCGGAAAGUGAUGCUCAAAUGUCGAGCCAGUUGUUUUCGUACUUUGAUGCUAAUGCGGCUCGUAAUUGGGCUGGGCCAGAAUAUUGGCGUUCACGAUCACUUCGGGUUAAUAAGAAAACAGAAGGUUCCGUUGAAUCAACAAAUGCAGCCAAACCAAAGAGAUCUCAGCAAGCUCCCACACUCGACUUUUUAAGCAAUGUGCCAAUUGAUCGUGAGGCUAUAUUUACCCCACCAGCCAAGCCUAGUCUUUUACCCAAAAACUCUACCAAAGAGCUGUCUACACAUCAACUUCCACCUGAUAUGCAUGUAUCGUCUGCCAAUUUUCUCAAAUACUUUCUCAAACCUCAUCUUCAAGUCAGCAUAGAUGCUAGAUCCACAAAUCGAGUUGAACCUAGCAUUGGGCAGAUUUUAGAUGAUGGAAAUGAUGCAGGAAUGCACACUAUCACUGAUGAAAACGAAUACAAUAAUCCUUUGGAAUAUGCUGGCGACGAUGAUGGUGAUGAGUAUUAUGAUUUUGGACAAGGGGGCAAUGACGGUCAUCCAAGCGAUCCCACAAUGUACAAUUCAAAGCAUUCUGUGGAUAACUCCAAUAUAAUCGACCUAUCAUUGGAUCAAGGUGGUGAUUACAAGAGUCAUUUAGGGACUAUGUUAUCUGCAGGAGUUUCAAGGCAAUCUAUAGCGCCUUUGGUUGGACUUGCUCGGUCGGCGAAGCGAGUAGAUGUGAAAAAAUUGAAGGAUAAUAUCUGGAAAACAAUUGAUGUUGAACGUGACGAGUCUAAUUCGUUGCAGAACACUUGUGCUCCUGAUAUUACAAAACAAUCAGAAUAUCACAAGCCAAAAGUGUUUUCAUCUGUGGUCUCGGAGCUUUGUCAUGCGUAUUCGCCGGCUGCAUACAAUGAUAUUUCGGUAGCAUUUUGUUUUAUUUGUGUGUUGCACUUGGCAAACGAAAAGAAUCUGGAAAUUCAUGGAUCAUCAGAACUAGAAGAUUUACAGAUUACAGUUCCCAACGCAUAGACUCCAACUCCGUUUUCACGUUUAAAAACAAAUCUGUUUCAUUUAAAUAAAGCUCGCUAUCUUGAGU
Batrachochytrium dendrobatidis JAM81 is the source of this 2125-nucleotide messenger RNA. RefSeq names its product condensin subunit BRN1. Gene Ontology annotation, cellular component: condensin complex. The record is from RefSeq and is a predicted model, not a curated record. Gene Ontology annotation, molecular function: chromatin binding. NCBI's taxonomy places the organism in Eukaryota, Fungi, Chytridiomycota, Chytridiomycetes, Rhizophydiales. Gene Ontology annotation, biological process: mitotic chromosome condensation. The coding region runs from base 1 to 2058 and encodes 685 amino acids. The transcript is spliced from 10 exons.